AUGCGCGCUCCGCAAGACUUCAAAGAGUUAAGAUCACUACUUGGCUUACUUUCGUUCCACAGACGGUUCGUACCCGCGUUCUCCGACGAGGUACAACCCCUACAAGAACUGAUGAAUGCACACAAGACCCUACCUUUCAUAUGGGAGGACCACCAUGAGGCGGCCUUCCAGGAACUAAAGAACCUCGUAGUAGGCGCUGAACCCCUGCAAUCACUAAGAACGGAAGGCCAGUUGGUUCUCAACACCGACGCUAGCGGAUACGCUAUCGGCGGCGUGUUGUGCCAGGUCGUGGAUGGUGAAGUAAGCGUCAUAGAAUACGGGAGCACGAAGCUCACCAACGACCAAGUCAGCUGGGACACGCGCGAACGAGAGCUGUGGGCAGCAAAAAUACUUUGUCCAGAAGUGGGAUGGUUACAUCAGACUCAGGUGGACGUUAGUCCUUACGGAUCAUCGCAACCUAUCCUUCUUGGCGAAAGCCGAUAA
Messenger RNA from Gregarina niphandrodes, 483 nucleotides. Its product is annotated as putative polyprotein. Bases 1 to 483 code for a protein of 160 amino acids. The transcript has a single exon. The record is from RefSeq and is a predicted model, not a curated record. Lineage: Eukaryota; Apicomplexa; Conoidasida; Eugregarinorida; Gregarinidae.